AGAGAGAGAGAGAGAGAGAGAGAGAGAGAGAGAGAGAGAAGAGAAGAGCGGAGAGAGAGCCUCCCGUUGCUCUCGCUGGAGAAGGGAGUGACUGAGGGGCUGGCGAGGAAGGGACAGGAUGGCUUAGAAGCCUCUGCUCACAGAACCCACGACAGGGAGAGGCUCUAGGCAGAGUCUGAGGCUGCUGUAAUGGCUGGGGCUGGUGAGUCCCCUCAAGGGCCCUGAGAGCCCCCUACCCCGCCUCUAAGGGACACCCCAGAAGUUAGCAUCAGUGGGACUUGGAAGCUCCGAUUGCAACAACAUAGCCCAGCUAUGGCUGGCGAUUCUAGGAAUGCUAUGAACCAGGAUAUGGAGAUUGGAGUCACUCCCUGGGAUCCUAAGAAGAUUCCCAAACAGGCUCGAGAUUACAUCCCCAUUGCCACUGACCGCACCCGCCUGCUGGCGGAAGGCAAGAAGCCCCGCCAGCGCUACAUGGAGAAGAGCGGCAAGUGCAACGUCCACCAUGGCAAUGUCCAAGAAACCUACCGAUACCUGAGUGACCUCUUCACCACACUGGUGGACCUCAAGUGGCGCUUCAACCUGCUGGUCUUCACCAUGGUCUACACCAUCACCUGGCUGUUCUUUGGUUUCAUCUGGUGGCUCAUUGCUUAUAUUCGGGGUGAUUUGGACCAUGUUGGUGACCAAGAGUGGAUUCCUUGUGUUGAAAACCUCAGUGGCUUUGUGUCUGCCUUCCUGUUCUCCAUUGAGACUGAAACCACCAUUGGGUACGGCUUUAGGGUGAUCACAGAGAAGUGUCCAGAGGGGAUCCUACUCCUCUUGGUCCAGGCCAUCCUCGGCUCCAUCGUCAAUGCCUUCAUGGUGGGGUGCAUGUUUGUCAAGAUCAGUCAGCCAAAGAAGAGAGCGGAGACGCUCAUGUUUUCCAACAACGCGGUCAUCUCCAUGCGGGAUGAGAAGCUCUGCCUCAUGUUCCGAGUGGGUGACCUUCGCAACUCCCACAUCGUGGAGGCCUCCAUCCGCGCCAAGCUCAUCAAGUCCCGGCAGACCAAAGAAGGGGAAUUCAUCCCCCUGAACCAGACUGACAUCAAUGUGGGCUUUGACACAGGGGAUGACCGUCUCUUCCUAGUGUCACCACUCAUCAUCUCCCACGAGAUCAAUGAGAAGAGCCCUUUCUGGGAGAUGUCUCGGGCCCAGCUGGAUCAGGAGGAGUUUGAAAUCGUGGUCAUUCUAGAAGGGAUGGUGGAGGCAACAGGCAUGACUUGCCAAGCACGGAGCUCCUACAUGGAUACAGAAGUGCUCUGGGGCCACCGGUUCACACCAGUCCUCACCUUGGAAAAAGGCUUCUAUGAGGUGGACUACAACACCUUCCAUGACACCUACGAGACCAACACACCCAGCUGCUGUGCCAAGGAGCUGGCAGAAGUGAAGCGGGAAGGCCGGCUUUUCCAGUACCUCCCCAGCACUCCCCUGCCAGGAAGCUGCGCUAAAGCAGAGGUGGAUGCAGAGGCUGAACAGAAUGGAGAGGACGAGCCUGAGGGGCUAAGUGGGUCCCGGGAAACCAGAGGUUCCGUGUAAGGGCUGCAGUCUCCUCACCACCUCCCUUCACUGACUUCUAUGAACUCAGACACUGUAGAGCCAGGGGUGAAGGGGCUGAAUCAGCUGAGUGUGGUGUUUGGGGCACCCAGAACCCAUCAGGGCUCUGUGGGGAGGAACAGUAUAUCCAGUCCUGGAAUCUCCCAGCUCAGGGCCUCUCCCAACAGGUGGCCUGUUGCCUGGGCCACCACAGCAAUGCUGCCUCUUCUCUUCCAGCCUCUGUGGGCGCUGGCUAAGGGGCUGGCCUGGAUGGGUUUCCUCACUGAAAAUUACAGGGUGGCCUCUGUCUCACACACACCUCUGACAUCUGACCCUAAGACGUAAGGAUCACCUCCCUCCUUACGCCUCACAAACCAACCGGCAGCUCCCCGCUGGAGGUUGACACCUAGAGAGAGCUGUCACCCAUCCUCUCAUUACAACCACCCUAAGGCUCAUCAUGGAUUUAGGGAGGAGAGAUUCUGCCCUCCGGGAAGCUCAAACCCCCAUCAUAGAGUGAGUCACAGACUUCGUGGGUAAUGGUCAAUCCAAGUCACGCAGGCACUCCCUUUCAAAUCUGAGACCAGUGACUUUUUGAGAGCUGCCAUGUCCAAGGCCCUUGAUGAUCUGUCAGUAUUUGGGAAGUGUGUGUGUUUUUCCUCUGCUGUGUUCUCCAUGUCAAAUGUAACCUACUGGAUAAUUGAUCUCCUUCAAGUAACUCUUAGAAGGCAGCCUGCACCACAGAGCACCUCUGAGCACGUGGAUAGUUGCCUUAGCCACUUCCUGGCCACCCCUAAGUCACACUGUACUCUCUACCUUCCCCCACAGGCAGAACCCCAGAAGCUGGUUCUUUUUUGUACUUUUGGCCCAAGAAUCUCAAAGCACUUCGAACCUUCACUGUGGUUUUCUUACAGUCUCAGGGAGACUGUGAGGAAUCCAGGUAGAACGCAAACUGAGUUUCAGAGGGCAAGAUGAGCCAGUCAGUGCUGAA
Molecule: messenger RNA, 2557 nt
Organism: Rhinolophus ferrumequinum (greater horseshoe bat)
Lineage: Eukaryota; Metazoa; Chordata; Mammalia; Chiroptera; Rhinolophidae
Gene: KCNJ5
Product: potassium inwardly rectifying channel subfamily J member 5
Exons: 3
Coding region: 313-1572 (419 amino acids)
Biological process (GO): potassium ion import across plasma membrane; regulation of monoatomic ion transmembrane transport
Cellular component (GO): plasma membrane
Molecular function (GO): G-protein activated inward rectifier potassium channel activity
Source: RefSeq, a predicted model, not a curated record